Acipenser ruthenus (sterlet) is the source of this 5182-nucleotide messenger RNA. RefSeq lists its product as uncharacterized. Gene Ontology annotation, molecular function: telomeric repeat DNA binding. Gene Ontology annotation, cellular component: shelterin complex. Lineage: Eukaryota; Metazoa; Chordata; Actinopteri; Acipenseriformes; Acipenseridae. The coding region runs from base 259 to 2256 and encodes 665 amino acids. The transcript is spliced from 11 exons. The record is from RefSeq and is a predicted model, not a curated record. Gene Ontology annotation, biological process: regulation of telomere maintenance via telomere lengthening; telomere capping.
CGGUGUGGGUGGCGGGAGAUUGGUCCUCCCCCCUCUCGCGUACUCACCUCCAUGUUUUGUUGUCAAUUUUAAUAAGUAAAAAAAACAAAAAAAAAACAUAUCUGCUGAUUUUAAUGAGCAGUUGGGCGCUGAUAAUCAUAUUAAGUUAAGAAAACUAAAAACUGUGGAGUUUCUUUUGAUAGGCGAAGUUAUCGGCCAGUAUUUAUUGUUAUUAUUUUUAUUUUUUUAAGUUUUGUAAGAAAAAGUCCAAAACAAAUUAUGAAGCGAAGAAGUUGUGAUCAUCCGCCUGCUACAAACGACGCAGUGGCGGGUGUGGGCCCCUCCCUCUCUCUGGCUGCGCUGCGGCUCUUGGCCCCGCCCAUCAGGCUGGUUUCCGCGGCGACGUGGCGCGUGGUGAGCCGCCGGGAAGCCAGGCAUUAUGGGAAGGUGGUGGAGUUUGUGGAGAUGGUGUCCGAGGUCGCGCCGGAGAUUUUAAACUACAGACAUCGAGCCAAGAUCACCCUGGGAUUACGAGCGAAGAUAAUCAUGGAGAUGUUGGAGCGCCGGUCGCCGCCAGUGCAGAUUCUAGCACAACUGGAAAAGUUUGUCUGUCCAGCUUCACCAAAAAACACGCAGCCGAGACAGCGAGACAUCAUUAAGGUUCAAAAAUCUGUGGAGAAUUUCAGAAGCCUCGUUCAGUCUCUGUUAAAAGAAGAACGACUCAGAAAUCAGUACCUUCAGGAGACUCUCUCACUGGAAUACGGGGAUGAUUUUCUCUCUGCGCUGGAGAAACUGUUCUGGGAGUUCUUACUGCGAUUGGAUCAAAUCUUAUCCAGCCUCGAUUUCAAACAGAUUGUGUCUGCUGUAAAUGGCGCCCCCUGUGUUUUGGAGGAAUUACUGCAGCAAUGCUCGGACCCGCAGCCAAUACAAGCACUUCUGCAGUACCACAGAGAGAUGGGCCGUCUAGACCCUGCCCACCAGGAGUCAGAAGCGAGCUGGGACUUAGAUUCUGUACUCUGCACAUUACAGAACUCCCCAAAUGCAUUGCAGGCUUUAACUCUGAGAUCUGCCCAGCAACAGCACAGCCAGUCGGAAAAGGGGAGCAAAUACAGUGCGGAAAAACGCACCAGAAGGGCCAAUCAGCAGACGGAAGGGGCAGGGCCAGCAGAGAAAGACACACCUACUGUGAGGAGAGAGGGUGGGGAGACAGGAAAGGGUAAAGAGAGGACUGGUAGAGACAAAGGGGAGGGGCCUGUGUGUAAAGACACGCCCUCAAAGAAAAAAGGGGAUGGGCUUCAGCUAGGUGGUAAAGGGGAGGGACUUAGUUACAUUAAAAGAACUCUCAGACAUAGACAGCUUCCUUUAAGUGGAAAAGGGGAUGAAGAGAAAGACACGCCCCACAAAGGAAAAGAGGAGGGGGCUGGCAGACAGGAAGAGGAGGGACAGGAAGUGAGGUCGGUGCCGUGCAGCUUGUUUUAUAAGUCGCGUAAGAGGGUCAGACGCAGUUCGAAUUCCGAAGUCGAGGAUUCCGGUUUGCAUUCUGAGUUGGCCUCCGAGGGUUCCGGAACCCGGCGGAAUUCCGAACGCCAAUCCCAGCAUUUGCGAAGGAGCUCCCGGAAUUCUUCGGAGAAUGGUUCCCAGAUUUGCUGGACUCCGGAAAAAAGUGUCCGGUAUUCCAACACGAGGGAGCGAAAUUCCCGGGACUCGGGAGAGCGGGAAAGCCCCCAGUCUCUCCGCUCCCGCGUCACCGCUUCCUGCCACCAGAGGAAGCUCACCGUCGUGAUUCGCCGGCUGGAUUUCCAAGCCCCGCCCCGUCCUGGCGUCUCCCAGCAGGAAGUGAGGAAGGAAGGGCAGGAAGCAGAAUUGCCCGAGCUGUUGAACCCGAAGAGGAGGAAGCGGGUCGAUGACCUCAUGACCCCCGGCAGGACCCGCCCCACGAUGACGUCACCCGGGGAAACAGGAAGUGCCGACGAGAAAGAAAACCGUUUCGACUUUGUCGGCGCGACAGGAAGUGCGCCGCUGGUACUGUCCCCCCGGCAACACGAACCAUUUCUGAGUCUCACGCCAUUGGAUGCAGGCGAUGAUGUCAUCCUAGAUUCCGAGGAUGAAGAGACCAAGUCUUUCAAAGGCCGGCUCUUCCUGAAGAAAUACUACCGGACGAAGUACAACACCUUCAUCCCCACGCUGAGAGAGUUCCUGAGACCAGUCAAGCACGUCUCCCUCCCCCGGGAAGAGAUCAGCGCUGCCAGGCUACGGACAGACGGAGAUUCAUUCUGAAAAUUGAAAACAAAUUCUCGACUCUCCUUGGAGGCUGUUUUUUUUUUAUUAUUAUUAAUAAAAUGAUUUUAUUUUAGAAGUUCUCUGAAAUAUCAGAGACAGUUCUGUUUUUCAUUUCCAGUUUUAAAAUCCACUCCCUCGAAGGAACUGGAAUCGCUGUUUUUUUUUUAGAUGUAUUAAUAAUCGCUGAGAUCGUUAGUUUGAAGCCCAUGUAAUUGACCGACAAACAAACCAAAAACGCGUCUUCUUCAGUGGAAGUAAUUUCCUGUCGCCUUGAGAAGCUCAUUUUAACUGAACGCUGCCCGGCGCAGUUUUUGAUGUCACUGCUGUGUUGGUAUUCAUCAAAUGUGAAUUGAUAAGCAAGUACUUAAAUCUGAACAGUUUCUAUUAUCAAUCUGAACACCAGCCUACAAAACCAAAACUAAAAAACUACAUUUCCCACAAUGCACCUGCUCAGUCCCUCCCCCCUUCCCCCCCUCCUCCCCCCCAAUCCUUGACGAAUAUCUAUUAACUGGAUCCAUAACUCCAAAUCCUAAACUAAAAGAAACCGAGAAAGUCGAGCAGCAGGCCAGUGAUUCAAUGUCUUCGAAUCGCAGGGCUGGGAAUCAGACUCCUGUUGCAUUUCAGUGUGAUCCAUUCCAGGUUUUACUACCAGCCCCCAGUGUGUCUAGCUAACAAGCUCAGGUGUGUCUUUCACCCCAGUUUAGCAUGCCCAAUUAUUAUCUGUAUCCCCGGCUCACCGCUCGCAACCCCCCCCGUCGACUCGGGAAACGGAGGCUGGAACACGCGUCCUCCGAAACGUGCUCCUUCCAAGCCGUCAUUUUUCGCACUGCAGAUCCACAGCAAUGCCACCAGACCUAUAGUGCCGGAGGACAACACAGAUCUGGCGGCUCCGCUGCAGAGCCACAGGCGCCCUAUCGGCCACAGGGGUCGCUGAUGCGCGGUGAGCCGUGGAUUCCCCUGCCGACCUAAGCCCUCCCUACCCGGGCAGCGCUCAGCCAAUUGUGCGCCGCCCCCCAGGAACUCUCUGUGACAUAGCCUGGACUCGAACCUGCGAUCUCCAGGCUAUAGGGCACAUCCUGCGAGGAGCGCCUUUACUGGAAGCUCAUUUUAACUGAACGCUGCCAGGCGCAAUUUUAUCAUCAGCGGUGAUGUAGGGACUGAUGAAAAACUAACGGGAAUUGGAAAUGCAUUUUAAAUUGAUAAUUAUAUUGUCUUUUUUUAAUUUAUAAAGUUUCCUGAUUUCUACAGUAAAGCUGAUAAUUCUCACAAAAUAAGUCCCGCAGUCUCAGAUGUGUAAUUUUGAGAGAGAAACGCAAUGCUAGACCACACAUUACCAUUGGACAACACGCUGGGUACUACACUCAGUUCUCAGUUUGCUUGCCUUCCCUUCACAGGAAGUCUAGGUCGCUGUGUGAAAGCGCGUCACUCAACAGGGGAGGCAGCUGAUUGGUUGCUGAAGGGGUGGGGACCGGGCCCCCCAGGAAGUGCAAGGGAGCACAGCUUGUGCAAACUGAGAGCUUUCUUUAGCCCUGUGUAAUAGCAGAUCUGUUUCAAAAGCUCGCUUUUACUGUUAACAGAAAAUGAUUUGUGUUUUUGUAAGAUUGUUUUUAAUGAUAUAUAUUUGUCCUUUUUACCAUCAAUUUUAUUUGUGCAUUAUUAUUAUGAUGAUUAUUAUUAUUAGUAGUAGUAUUUCUAUGAAAUUUAAGACUCAUGUAAUUUAUGUAGUAGCAUGUAGUAAUAAUAAUACUAGACUUCAUUGAGGGGAGCUCUGAACCCCAGGACUGGGUGCAGCAGCAGCAGCAGCAGGGCUAGUGUGAGUUUGUAACCCUGCUCAAACUCCUGGCUCCUGAUCAUUUCAAUAUUAAUAAUAAUAAUACUAGACUUCAUUGAGGGGAGCUCUGAACCCCAGGACUGGGUGCAGCAGCAGCAGCAGCAGCAGGGCUAGUGUGAGUUUGUAACCGUGCUCAAACUCCUGGCUCCUGAUCAUUUCAAUAUUAAUAAUAAUAAUACUAAACUUCAUUGAGGGGGGCUCUGAACCCCAGGACUGGGUGCAGCAGCAGCAGCAGCAGCAGGGCUAGUGUGAGUUUGUAACCCUGCUCAAACUCCUGGCUCCUGAUCAUUUCAAUAUUAAUAAUAAUAAUAAUACUAGACUUCAUUGAGGGGAGCUCUGAACCCCAGGACUGGGUGCAGCAGCAGCAGCAGCAGGGCUAGUGUGAGUUUGUAACCGUGCUCAAACUCCUGGCUCCUGAUCAUUUCAAUAUUAAUAAUAAUAAUACUAGACUUCAUUGAGGGGAGCUCUGAACCCCAGGACUGGGUGCAGCAGCAGCAGCAGCAGGGCUAGUGUGAGUUUGUAACUCUGCUCAAACUCCUGGCUCCUGAUCAUGUCAGUAAUCCACACGUCGUCUGGCUGCGGGCUGCUGGUUUGAAAGGCAGGGCUGUGUGGAUGUGCUUGAGAGAGGCAGCUGCAGUGUGACUGUCAGAAACCAGCGCUGACACGCCCUGCAGGGGAUUGUGAUGUCACGCUGCAGAGAGCGCGCCACUGGCUGAGGCAGAGUGACAUCACAAUGGCCUGUAACGCUGCUGCAGAGUGACAUCACAGAGGCCUGGAACGCUGCAGCAGAGUGACAUCACAGUGGCCUGGAACGCUGCUGUAGAGUGACAUCACAGUGCCUCCUUUACCCCUUUCAGAGAAUUAAAAUCGUGUUUUGUAUAUUUUAUAGAAAGCUACGUGUGUGAGGGGUGAAGGAACUUCUAUAUUUUUGUCUGUUAAUUUUCAAACUACCUAUUUUUAUGAAGAACUGACAAAGGCUUAUUAUAAUAAAUGUAUUAAGAUAUAUUUAAAAAAUGUUGGUGUCUUUUUUCUUAUUUAUUUUUUAAUGUUAUGUCUCCUGCAUUUCCCCAGUAUUAAAUUAGUUUAAUAUCC